Molecule: messenger RNA, 1229 nt
Organism: Macrosteles quadrilineatus (aster leafhopper)
Lineage: Eukaryota; Metazoa; Arthropoda; Insecta; Hemiptera; Cicadellidae
Exons: 4
Coding region: 127-612 (161 amino acids)
Biological process (GO): sleep; positive regulation of voltage-gated potassium channel activity; regulation of synaptic transmission, cholinergic
Source: RefSeq, a predicted model, not a curated record
CAUUGAAACUGAAACUGAAACAACCAACUCUUUACUUCAAUCUUCAUUCUUUUGAUAUUGUAUUUGUUUUUGUUGAGGUUGUGUUUGCAUGUUGAAAUAGUAUUUUGUUUUAAAUUAACAUUCACGAUGAAAUGCCACAGUGUUUUAGCAUUCUUCGUUAUCAGCUUAAUAAGUAAAGGGAACUGCUUUGGUAUUGGAUCAACCUUAUAUUGCUAUCAGUGUAUAUCGACACAUCCGGGUUGUCAACCGUUCAACUGGUGGUGGCAUUGGAGCCAGGCUUGCCCCGAGGAAGAUGAUACUUGUGUCAAAAUCAUUGAGAGAAAAGGAGGCAAUGAAGUGGUAACACGUAACUGUCUGAGCUCUCUAAGAGCUAUCCGGACUGAUAUUCCCGCAGAUCACUACGAGGGGUGCCGUAAGGCGGCCACUGACUUUAAGCUGGCUCACUACGUCAACAACUCCAUCAAGGAGCUUGAUAUCAAACGGGACUAUUAUGACGAGGUGACGUGGUGUUUCUGCUACUUUGACAACCGCUGCAACAGUGCAGCCACUACGACAGUGUCACUAGUCACAAUCCUGGCCUCGACGUUGUUAGCUCUAAAGAUGUACAUGUGAUCCUUAGUGUAACUUGCAAGCCUGAAUCUCGCUUUCUGCAGUCAUGACUCAAGUUUGCUACUAAUCUAGAUACAAAUUUGGAAUCUUGACAUAAAUAGGUGAAAUCCCAGCAAACUCUUAGACCCAACAAACACAAAGUUGCAAACCAGCUGCACCGACAAUCAGUUGGCUACCAAACAUAACUCCUUUCCACAUGCAGGUGUAAACAGAUGCACUCGUGAAUAAUUCGUAUUGUAUUUUACAUUUGAACCCUAGGCUAUUCGUAGUAACUAAAUAGCUAACUCAGUUGAAUAAAAAUCAAAUCCUAUCUUAUCUUUAAUUGAUAAGACUGGUUGAGCAAUCCUUAUUUAAGAUGCAAAAUUCAGCUUUCUCUGUGUGCGCUGGCCCUUAACAUUUCACUUGUACGAUUUUAGUUUUUUACCAAUCUUUUUUUAUUUUUUACUUUUUGUGCACAUGUGUAUUUAUUGAAGUUUAAUAUAGGCUAUUAGCAAUAGGCGGUGUAAGUUGCCUGUACACAUUUCAAAGACCUUAAUUUAAAUGUAAUUGAUUUGAAAUUUUUUUUAUUAAUAUGAGCCAAACCACAGAAAACAUACUACUAUAAUCCAAAAUGCUAACCG